Messenger RNA from Monopterus albus (swamp eel), 3129 nucleotides. RefSeq names its product transmembrane serine protease 9 (gene tmprss9). NCBI's taxonomy places the organism in Eukaryota, Metazoa, Chordata, Actinopteri, Synbranchiformes, Synbranchidae. The transcript has 16 exons. Bases 154 to 2520 code for a protein of 788 amino acids. Gene Ontology annotation, molecular function: serine-type endopeptidase activity; protein binding. The record is from RefSeq and is a predicted model, not a curated record. Gene Ontology annotation, biological process: proteolysis.
UCUUAUCUCGUGUGCGCCAAGUCAUGCAAUGUGAACUACAGAAUAUUAUGAAUGUCAGUGUUCAGAGGGAUGGGAGAAGGAAGAGGUCUGUUGGACAUGAUGACACUGGAGAUAGUGGAAUGUGACUUAUGAAGUCAGUGUUGUGAAUCCAACAUGGAAGCAAAGAAGGAUGGAGAACAAGGAGGUCUGCGGUCUCCUUCACCUUCCUGCUACAGGUGCAGCCUCCUAGCUUUGCUCUUCUUCUUCCUCUUUGUAGGAGUGUUGGUGGGUCUUCUGGUUGCAUACCUGGUGCCGGAGGAGCAUUAUUUCAUGGAGACAGUGGAACUGAAAGGUCUCAAGUAUGAUCCUGUUUUGAAGGAUAGGCGCUCUGGUUUCUUCAUAGUACUGUCUUCGGUUUUAACGUUUAAGAUUAAAGAUGUAUUUGAAGCCUCAUCAAUGUCAUCUCACUAUGAUGGCUGUCAUAUUGUUGGCUAUGGUAACAUUAAUGGUGACGUGAUGGCAACAUUCAGACUGGUCUUCCGUAUGUCUAAGGCCCAACAGUUUUCAGACAGCUUUGUUCAGGACUUGCUGAGAACAGGGCUCAGGGCAGCACUGCACGAGGAACCAAUAGAGGUGCCACAGUUUGGAGAGAUCAAUACCAUCGUCUUACUGGGAGCGAGUGGGAAGUCAUUUUAUACUAUUGGAGAUGAGAGAAUGGCCAGGUGUCCUAAUAACACUUUCACUUGUGACAAUGGGGAAUGCGUCACCAAAAUAAAUCCAGAGUGUGACUUCAUUGCUGACUGUGCAGACGGAUCUGAUGAAGCUCGCUGUGCCUGCGGUACACGUCCUGCCAUGGGGAGUCGUAUUGUGGGUGGUGAGAAUGCUCAACAAGGCGAGCUGCCAUGGCAGGUCAGUCUGAGGCUUCAUGGACACCACACCUGUGGAGCCUCCAUUCUCAACAAACAGUGGUUGGUCAGUGCAGCACACUGCUUUCAGGGGCAGAAUAACCCUGGAGAGUGGAUGGCCCUGGUAGGGGCCAGACUGAUUAGCGGUGCGGAGUCGGUGUCUAAGCUGAUUAAAAUCAAGUCAGUGAUUGUGAAUCCAGACUACAACCCCACAACCAAUGACUAUGAUGUAUCUCUACUCGAGCUGGAGACCCCUCUCACUUUCAGCUCUUACAUCCAGCCCGUCUGCUUGCCCUCUUCAUCUCACGUCUUCGCUCCGGGCCAGAGCUGUGUGGUAUCGGGGUGGGGUGCAUUAAACGAGUUUAGCAUUGUCCUGCCAUCUGCACUGCAGAAGGCAGUGGUGAAGGUCAUCAACACCAAGGAGUGCAAUAACACGUCUGUGUACAGGGGUGCUAUUACUCAGAAUAUGAUGUGUGCUGGCUUCCUGCAGGGCAGGGUGGACUCCUGUCAGGGUGACUCUGGAGGGCCCCUGGUGUGUGAGGGAGCACCGGGAAGGUUCUUUCUGGCUGGUGUAGUGAGCUGGGGUAUGGGCUGUGCCCAGCUCAACAAGCCUGGGGUUUAUACCCGGAUCACCGCUCUGUCCAACUGGAUUGUAAGCCACACAGAUCCCAGCUUGGUCCAUGAUUACCUCCAGUAUGCUCCCACAGUGCCAGCUACUGUGACAGAAAGGAACUUUAGUGAUUCAGCAGUACCCCAGACCACAGCCAUGUCUGCACCAUCACUAUCUGUCUUGAAAUGCAAUGAAAACUUCCAGUGUAGCGCCACCUCCUGCAUCAGCAAGGUCAACCCAGAGUGUGACAGUGUCCCUGACUGCCCCAACCAGGCAGAUGAAAGCCACUGUGACUGUGGCGUUCGUCCUAUAUUGGGCAGCCACAGAAUAGUGGGUGGAGUAACAGCUCGCAGGGGAGAGUGGCCUUGGAUUGGUAGUCUCCAGUACCGGAGUCUUCAUCGCUGUGGUGCCACACUCAUUGAUAGGAAAUGGUUACUCACAGCAGCACACUGCUUCAAAGGUGAUCCUAGCCCCAUUAACUGGGCUGUGAGCCUGGGAUCUGUGCUGCGCACUGGGGUGGGAGCCCUGAUCAUCCCCAUCCACAGGGUUAUCAUCCACCCGGCUUUCAAUGGUACUAACAUGGACCAGGACGUCGCUCUGCUAGAGCUGGCACUCCCAGCCCCCAUGUCUAACACUAUCCAGCGUGUCUGUCUCCCCUCACCGGUGCACCACUUUCUGAAGAAUGCAGAGUGCUACAUCGCAGGCUGGGGGUCCAUGAAGGAAGGAGGUUCACUGACCAACCUGCUACAGAACGCUGCAGUGAAAAUCAUUGACCAGGCAGACUGCCAGCGGCCGUACAGAGAUGCCCUGACUCCUAACAUGAUGUGUGCUGGUUACAUGGAGGGAGGCCGGGACACCUGUUUGGGAGAUUCUGGAGGGCCACUGACUUGUCGUCAGUACUCUGGCCAGUGGUUUAUUGCUGGAGUGACCAGCUGGGGACAUGGAUGUGGGCGAAUUGGUUUUCCAGGGGUGUACACUCGUGUGACAUCUGUCAGGACAUGGAUAUCUACAUACUUGUCUUUCUGAUGAGGCUAAAAAUCUGCCAUACCUGCAAAGAAAUGACAAACUGUGUGGACACAAUGGAUUUCUUGAUACAUAUUCUCCCAAAAAUUGUACUGUAAUACUACAAUUGUGCAAAAAUCCACAAACACAUACUGUGUUGACCUGUGUGACCUACUUGAUCUUAGGUGCUGUUUGGUAUACUGUGCAAUCAUCUGAACUGGAAUGUCUCUUUCAACAUGAUUCAAAAGAUAUUCUGCUAGCAUAUGAAGGAUUGAAUAUAUUAAUUUAUUUUGCUGACUGGUAAACACACUGUACAUGGUGCAUUUUGGGGCUCUUUUUUUGUUUUAAUUUUGUGUGGGGCUCAGAAUAUAUACGGUUCAUUUAUGGGUACAUUUCCUUGUUUAUUCUAUGCAAUGUAGGUGGGUUUUCUGUGGAAAAUACAGUUCUGUACAGAAUGGCAGUGGACUCGGCCCUAAAGGAAUUCACCUUUUGGUUUGAAUUUGAUGAACACACAAGUCAUGGUAAUGUUUGAUAACACAAGAUAAAAACCUGCCUGACAGGAUUUAUUGAUUUCUCAUGAACAUCAUUCCAUUCACUCACAAUCACACCUCACAUUGCAAAUAAUGUUCACAG